Messenger RNA from Leishmania mexicana MHOM/GT/2001/U1103, 4023 nucleotides. RefSeq names its product cysteine peptidase, Clan CA, family C19,putative. The transcript has a single exon. The coding region runs from base 1 to 4023 and encodes 1340 amino acids. Lineage: Eukaryota; Euglenozoa; Kinetoplastea; Trypanosomatida; Trypanosomatidae. The record is from RefSeq and is a predicted model, not a curated record. Gene Ontology annotation, molecular function: cysteine-type deubiquitinase activity. Gene Ontology annotation, biological process: protein deubiquitination.
AUGAGCUCUGACGGCGCCCUGAGGUCUGGGGACGCUAUGGAGGAGAUGGAGCUAAAGGAAAGAAACCACAGCAUUGAAGGGUCUUCGUUUACCGCCACUACCCGUGAGAGCUUCGCUUCUGCAGAAGAAGACUCGACAGUGUCACAGGCCAACGAAGAAGCGUGCAUGCCCACCGGCAAGCCGAGAACCAUAACUUGGAAUGGCACGACUACGGCAGCGCAUGAAUACACCGCUGCUUCUACGGCUGCAACGGACGACGAGGAGAAUGCUCCCGUGGUGGCGCAGCCGCAGCCUCCGCUCGAUCGACUCCAGGCUUAUAUUCAGGUGCUUGUGGGCAACAUCUUGGAGGGCCUUCGCGGGUUCGACGGCAGCAUCACAUGGCUAAAGCGCUCACAUUCGGCCAUCGCAGUCCACUUAGACAGCGUCAACGCCGGGGGUGUUCCGGCCGCAACGGAGGAGUUCAGCGUUGCUUGGUUCGGUAUCGCAAGCGCUGUGCUGCGUGACUUGAUCCAAGAAAGCGUAGCGGACAUUUCUGCUUUCGCGACACCGCCUCUUCCGUCCUGCGAGAAUGAGGAAGCAGCGCGUGGGUUGUGCGUGACGCCGCGCGAGCUGUCCGUUGCCUUUGUCUCGGGUUUGCAGAGCAUUGUUUCGGAGGUGAUGAAUGACGGCGGGUGCCAUGGCCCGGGUGGCAGCCACCACUUCAGUCGCUACUCUUUGCGCAGUUUCGCCCAUGUAAAGGAGAUCAGCGAGAUGAGCCGCCGUCUCAUGGAGGAACACUUGACGCAGGGAGCACACGUGCCACACGCGCUGCGCAACAAGUACAGCGACGAUACGACCCCUAUCGACUGCAAGGAGGACCUCUGCUCCAUUCUCCAGAGCACUGCUGAUGCGUGGGUGUGCAGCUUCUUCCCAGCCUACCAGCAGCGCUCUCGCAACCCAACAGAGGUGGAGCCGUUUUUGUGGGGGGAGGAAGAGGACGCCUCGCGCCUCAACCUGGAGCUGUUCUUUUACUGCUUGUACUUUGCUUGUCAGCAGCGGAGCUUGAUGCAGAACAAGGAAGCUCUUCCGCGCGGCGUUGUGGUGCCGACGGCGUGGAUUGAGCAGCUGCUGAGGUGGUCCACGCAAGCGAAGGAGCAGCACUGCUUGGCCUCACCCGGACCACACCCACCUUUUCCAGGCCCGAUCGACACGUUCGCGCUCAUGACGGUCUCGCCGCACGACCCGCGCCGGCACUGGCUUUCUCUAGACUCAGAGCGAUACCAGGUGAUUCCAGAGACUCUGUACAAUUCCUUCUUUGACUUCUUUGGCUCCGGCCCCAAGUACGUCAUGUAUGGAGCCUUUCCUCUGCGAGAGCGCUGUCUCCUCAUGUGGAAGCCACUUCCGCUGACCGUGUUCACGACAUUUGAGUGGUGGGAGGGGAACGAGUCGGACGGAACGCUUGACAAGUACAGCGUAGAGGUGCCAGUGGAGGAGGCACUCCUGCAUAGCGACAUGCGCGAGGUGUGCCACCUUGCCUGGGGCGUGAUGAGCGAGGAGGAGGGUAUGAUGUCGGACAAGGCAGCCAGGGUGUGGUUUGCGGCAAUCAACGGAACCGACACGGUGUGCAUCUGGUGCAAAGGCCUCUACAUGCUUUCCAUGAAAACAGGGCCGUUCGCGAUUGCAGAAAAGGGGAAUGGGAUGGACCUGACCGUGCAGGAGAUAUUGCAGCAGCUGCGGCGACGUAUGGAGCAGUAUAUGCCGGAGAGCAUGGAGGAGUGGAGGCUGCAGACGAGCGGGAAGGUGCUCCUGUCCAUGGUGCUGACGCUGAACAACACAAACGGCGACGACCGCGGGGGCGAAAUUACAGGCACAAUGGAGGUGGCGGCACACCAAUGCGGUGUGUGCGGCCUGACCAAUGUCGGCAACACGUGCUACAUGAACAGUGCCCUUCAGUGCUUGUCGAACCUCACCUCCUUUCGCACGAAGCUUUUGACGCUUCCUGUUUCGCACUUUUCACAGGCGGUGAUAACUCCGCUGCUCAUUAGGCUUCUGACGACGAUGUGGUCUGGGCAGCACUCCUUCGCAGAGACCCGUGAACUUAAGGAGCAGAUUGGUAUGAGAGUGAAGCGGUUUUCUGGCUACCAGCAGCAAGAUGCGAAUGAGUUCAUAGAAGUGCUCCUGGACCAUCUGAGUGAGGAGAUCAAUCUCCUCUCGGAGCGAUGCUACCGACAGCGCGAAGACAGCGACAAGGCGAUCGCGACGCAGGAGCUCUCCACCAUCUUCUGGAACAACUUCUUGGAGAACAACAGGUCGUUCAUACCGCCCCUCUUCUUUCACCAGUCAAAGACCGUCUUCACGUGCCUCACGUGUGGGGAACGCAGCACCGUCUUCGACAACAACGUCACGCUCUCCGUCAGCAUCAAAGACCCGCCGCAACGACGUGCCAUGAGCGUGGAUGUUAUGGUGGAGCUAAGCAAGCCUGACGACGCAGCGCAGCCCGCUUCACACAGCGGCUUUAUAGCACCGGUGUUUCGACCUGUGAAGGGGGGCACGGCCCGUGCGCACGCGCUGCUGACGCUGAAGGUUCACGUGCUGGUGCAGCCCGACAACACGGUGCGCGAGGAGGAGGUGGAGGAGGCGCUUCAGCAGCUGCUGCUGAGCAAUGCCAGUGCUAGCAGCGAGGUGCUAGGGUUUUUUCUCGAGGGCUCUGCAGAGAUGACUGCGGAGGAGGAGGAGCAGAGGGCAAGGAGUUUGGCAGCGCGUCUGCAGGUGGACGUGCGCGUAAUGGACAUUCCUGAUCACGGUCGCGUGUUUGCUUGGGCACGGUGCUACCUGGCGAGCGCAGAGCUGAGCGCGGCACCUGUGCCGCCAUCGACUACAGUGGGCGCCCCAGGGACGCCUGGGGCACGUGUGUGGUACUUUAUCAAGGACGCGCCUCUUCCCUCCACGACUGUCAUAAUGGGCACCCCGGUUUGGAUUGACGAGUUUCCGGCGUCUUACGGUGCGGAGCACCCGCAGCCAGCGGCUGCAGAUAUCGCUGACGCGGAGGAGCUCGUUUCUGCCAGCGAACCCCAUGACUGCAUGAGCGCCUACGCGGAGCACAUCCGACCGCGCUCUUUAGAGGUGGUGGCAGCACUGCUGCAACGCGUUCCAGAGGACGAGACGGAUGAUGUAGCGCUCUUCAGUGCCACAGAGGCUCUAGGCGGAGGGGUAGGGUACGUCAUGCCUCCAUCUUACAAGGAUGAAGGCAAAGAAAACCUGGCGUCUGCAAACGACGCCGGCGCAGCGGCUGCAUCCAUCGAGCGGGACAUCAAGAUAACUCAGCGCAUUCUCCGCAAAGCCACAACCGCCAGGAUCACAAAAGCCACAUCCACGGGUGGCGACAUCACCACAGACGCGACAGGGAGCGAGGCCUGUGAAAAGGUGCCUGCUUCCACGGCGGUGACGAUCACCAUUGUCGUGUGCAUCCAGUACGACUCUGGCAAGUAUCAGCUCGUCACCGGCGGAUGGAGGUCAGACGCCUUUGGACUCCGCGGCGUAGGUAGCGACAUCACCCCGGAGGUAAAAUGCUCGCUGCACGAGUGCUUGUCGCACUCUAUGCAGCCGGACCUGCUGCGGGGCGAGGAUGCGUGGUUCUGCAGUCGGUGCAAGGAGUUCCGGGAGACGAAGGUGCACCGCACCCUCUUCCGUCUGCCCCCGUGCCUCAUUGUGUCCUUUAAGCGCUUUAAGAUGCACACGUACAGCGCCGACAAGAAGAACACCACAGUGCAGUUCCCCAGCGAGCUCGACUUUGCGCCGUACCUGGACCCAGAGGCCUCUGGACUUCAGGCGGAGGGCACGAAGUACCGCCUGCGCGGUGUGGUGUACCACACUGGGUCGCUCAGCUUUGGACAUUACACUGCGGCCGCCUUCAACGAUUCCGUGAGGAAAUGGGUAUACUACAACGACACACACGCGACGAUCGAUAGCUGCGACGCCCCAGCGCCGCACGGGGCGUACAUUUUGUGCUUUGAGCGCGUUGAGGCUACGCCAAGCUCAGGAUAA